This is a messenger RNA of Ctenopharyngodon idella (grass carp), 6984 nucleotides long. RefSeq lists its product as uncharacterized. The record is from RefSeq and is a predicted model, not a curated record. Gene Ontology annotation, biological process: positive regulation of calcineurin-NFAT signaling cascade. Gene Ontology annotation, cellular component: Z disc. NCBI's taxonomy places the organism in Eukaryota, Metazoa, Chordata, Actinopteri, Cypriniformes, Xenocyprididae. Bases 663 to 6413 code for a protein of 1916 amino acids. The transcript has 2 exons.
UGGUAAUCAGACUCCAUUAGCCACUCAUCCUACACUUUGAGUCUGGUGACACUGCGGUGGGGUGAUGCAAGGUGCUAUAUUUGCCUCCCCUGUUUGUGAGACAAAUGACUCCUACCCACCCCAGCCACCAUACAACAACAUCCCAUGUGUUCAGAGCUGCUGUGUUAAUGUGAAAAGUUGUAGUCUCUGUAGGAUUGGAGCGGUAUAGACAGCGAAGGUCCUCAAGCUACUGGUACCAAAAUAGCAGAUGACCAUUUCUAUUUCAUCUGUCGCCCACUCGACACCAAACAGUCGCUCAGUUAUUUGCGCUCACUAACUUCUUCCUGUGUUACAGCGCUGGCCUUGCCGGCAACUAUUUCGGUAGGGUGUGUUCAGUUCCUUCUUCAGCCUCCUUCAAGUGCUUACUUGAACAUGGAUUUCUACCAUGAGCUUCAGGUCGUGUUCAUUUUCGUAGUGUUCCUUUAUGGAGUAACAGAGAAGUUUGACUUCACUUGGUGGCUUGUGUGAAAUUUACCUUUAAGGAUUUGUCCAAGGAUGAAAUACAGAACCUCAAAAAAGGAAUAUCACAAUGUAAUCUCCAAUAUGUGGUGAUGACAAUGCAAGAAGUGUCAAGCCAGGUCAAUUCUGCAUCAGACUGAAGGAACUGGGCAAACACAUUCAUCAUGAGCAACCAGGAGAAGCGUCAAAGGACAAGCAUGCAACACCUCCGCUAUCUUGAUAGCUUUAUGGAUGAAAUAGACCGUGAGGUCAUGAGCCUGACGGAUCGAGCUUUCAAGAGUCUGUGCAUCGGAGAUGAAGCAAUCUACAAUGACUCAGAGUUUUCCCCUUCUCCAGUCAGCUGCCACAAGCCAGUGGUGGAGGACGUCUCAAAAAAGACUCAGGAGAGCUCAGUUUCUGCUGUCAAAAAACUUAAUUCUUACCCCCUUAAUGGAGCGAAUGAUUUAUUGAGUAGAUCAAACAAGUCAUCCAAAGACUCAGCACUUUUUGCAGUAUUUUCAGCCAAAAAGAAUGGUGAGAGCACCAAGAUGACAAAUGGUGAUUCAUGGGACAAAUCGGCUCUACUCAGCAUCCAAAGAGAGCUCUCUGAGUUUUCUUCAGAUUACCACAGUUUAACAGCAGUACAUCUUUCCCAAGCCAAGAAUCAUCUAAAAUCAGAUGAAAAAGGGUCUGGCAAGAAAUCAAGCAAGGAUGUAUCGCUUCCCUCUGGAAAAUCCUCUAAGUGUAAACACAGCAAAAACAACAAACUGAGAAAACUGAAUUCCAUCAACUUUUUCCUCCACAGUGAAUUCAGUCCGUUCUUGUCAUGGAGGGAUUUUAAUAAAUUCUCCAUUGGUCAGGAGCACAUACCGGAGAUUAUGUUAAGCAACAGGCGACCUGAAUGGUAUGAUUCACCUCUUUACAAAGAGUUAACUGCGGCACAUGGACACUAUCAAUUAAGUUUCCCCCCAUCAGUGGAUAAAGAAGUCGAAAAGUGUCCUAAACAAAGUGAGACUCAAUCACAGCUUGCAUCUGUACAAUCCGCAGCACCUAGUGUACCCCCAAAACCAGAGAAAGAGUCCAAGCACAUUCAGCAUAAUAUUCCUACAAAGGCCCCUCCGCUUGCCUCUGAACAGAGAUGUAAUUCAGAAAGGGUGGAACCUUGUGUUCCCUGGCGAAAAAGCAGAAGUAGAGCAAAAAGUGCUGCUCCUGUGGGGCAUUCCAUCUACUCAGCAAGCGCUGAAGAAGGGAGUGCACAGGCAUUUAAAGAAGUGAAGACAAUAGAGGACCAGACCUCCGCUAGUUCAACUCCUUUCAGUAUUUCACAGCUGUUGACACCAGUGAUACCCUCCAGACAUGGGACAGGAACCUCAGAGAUCCUGCUCUCACCCACUACCCUGGAGCUCCCACCACUCCCGGAGAGAGAACUGCAUCCGUCACCUGAGAUUAAAAGAGAGGGGUACAAAUCCAUAGCAUCAAGCUUGUUGUUCAAUCUCAAAGACAAUAGAAAACGGGUUAAGACAAUGUACAGUCCACCUAAGUUUAAAGGUUUGGAUGUGGCAAAUCAAAGCAAAGGGUCUCCCCAGCCUGAAGUGUCAAAAGAUGGGCUUGAAAUACCAGAGAUUUCAGGAACUACAACUAUUUCAUCUGCUCGUCACAAAGCCAUCAUCUCUCAGAUGAGUCCCUUGUUGGAAACUGCAGACACUCAAACUUGCUCUCCUGCAAAUGACGGGAUGCCAGAUGACUAUUUGGCAUUAAGCCUGCUUCAAUCUGGAAAAUUAAAAUCAAACAGGAGCCCUGCAGCUAACAAGGCAUCUUACCCCUCAUUACAACUUUACAGAAAAACUAGUCCUGAGGAGAUUAAUAUUAGAGCAAAUGCUCAAACUGUGGUUGACACCAGUUCUCAGUCUUUCACAGAUAAAGCUAGCAAAGAUUGUGACACAGAGCAUAAUUUUCCAAGUAAAUUGUUUAAAAGUGCAGAGUUGCAAAGCAAAAAUAAUCCUGUAGAGUCAAUGCUAAAUGCCCCAAAACCCACUGUAGGUUUACAUAGCGAAAUGUCUCUUGAAAACAAAUCUGGUAAAAGUCUGAGUGUAAGUUUAACAAACCUGGAAGAGCAAGUCAUCAGUGAUGGUACAAAUCAAAUUACGGACAGGUUGAAAACUAGAGAAACAGUCAGUGCACAGAAAAGCCCCGUUAAAGACAAGGAACCACACGGAAAGGAGGCAGGAGCAAAGCAUGUCUUUUCUGCACGACAGAACAACUACAUUAAAAGUCAGAGAUUUGUAAGUACAGAUGAUGAUAAUCAUCGUGAUAAUGAUAGUUCUAAUGCACCGUUGACUAUACAGGAUAAAAAGGAAAAUGACAAGUGGUCCAGGCAUUCCAAAAAUCCAAAAACAAAAGAGAUAAGACAAGAGACGCAUAAUGCAAACACACAUAAAGAUAAAGUAAUGGAUGGACCACAAUUGAAAGAAAGGGUUCAUGUAAGAGGAGAGGCUAACACAGCUAAAGACCAGAGCAGUACGACAUCAAAGAGUGGUUUGGAAACUCAAAGAGAGCAAAAAGGAAACUCUGAAACAAUGAAAAGAAACAUUUCUGAAAAGAGAGCACUAUUUGCAUCAAUGGAACAGGUGCCUAAUAAGACAAAUGCACCCUUAAAGAAAGAGAAUGCUGUUAUCGAUAAGUACAACCUGGCCAAAAUGGCUUUAGAGGAAGUAAUUGCUGAACGAGAGCAAAGAAAGUUGAAAAGUAAAGAGGUCUCAAAUGCAGGACGUUCACUCAUUGAUAUAAAAAGAGUCGAUUGUGAAAAACCUCAAGGUGGUAGUGAGUUACCCACCAGUGGAGAGGACCAACUGUCUAGUAUGUUCUCGCUGAAUGAGAGGGGGAAAAGUGCAAAAGAUGGCAAAGGUCAGAAUACUGUGUCUGCUUUUAAAACAAACUGGCAGACUGUUCAAACGAUGUCAGAAGACAUGGCCAAACAUGGUGAAAGUCAUGUGCCUGAGGUAAAAUUAGCCAGGCCCUGUAAGCAGGAAGCAUCUAUUGGGCAGUGCCAGCAUGCAGGACCUAUAAAAUAUGAGAGAGACAGAUUGUGCCUAAACAAUCAAGAAAGCAACACAGAUAAUGUCAGCAAGGAUGAUAAAAUAUGUCAAAAGAAAGAGUUGAAGAAUAAAAAUAUAAGUCAUGCAAAGAAAUGCACAAAAACAGCUGAUCAAUUGAAAAGUAGCAAUAUUCGCAGUGUGGAACAGUGUGAGGAAGAGUUGGGCGUUAGCUCCUUUAAACCUGAGAUACCCCCAAGAAGAGGGAGAAGUAAUUCUCAAAGUAAUGACAGAGUAGGUGAAAAGAAAGAAAGUAAUUUUGACUUUAAAAGAGAAGGUGACACUGCAGUCAAAACUGAGGAAAUGGAAAGUAGGGAAGUUAAGAAAGUUCAGUCAAGACAAUCAAAGAAUCGAGGCCCUGUAAGAGGAAAUGUAUCGGCUCUGAAAGAGAAAUAUGACAAAGAAAAUAAGGUCAACCUCAAGGAUGUUCAGAAAGGUCAGCCUGUUGAAGGUACAAGCUGCGAAAAGCCUACAGAAGAGGGACGCAAUGAAAGGGCUGCAAAAGACAAAAUUAAACAUAAAUUUGUUCCACCAAAACUCACAGUCAGUGAUCCUGAAAGUGGGACUUAUUCCAUUAUCUACAAGGAGAUGGAUUCAGAGAGUGAAAGAAAGUCUAACAGCUCCUCUAAAGAAUCAGAAAGAGGUGAGGAACAUUCAAAGAGGAAACACAGUGUCACCCAAGACUUCCAAAAAGCUAUACAUGAUCUCACAAACAACACAAAUGAAGAAAUGCAAGACAACAAAGUAAAAACGAAUGAGAAGGAGGGGGGUUCUGUAAGUCCGAAGGAGUUCGGAGACAAGCAGAACAAAUCCAAAGGUCCUUGUAAAAGCUAUAUGAAAGACUUCUUUAGUGGACUUCUUGGAAUUUCAAGCUCAGAAAGGGGAAAAAAUGUAGAUGAACAUGAGGAGGAACUCUCUGAAACACUGUCUUCAGAGUCUUUCAACCCCGACAAAGCCAGAAAGGACAGUAUCAAAGUAUAUGAUAUUCUUGGACAAUCUCAUACUGUAUCCUCAUCAAAUGGUAAACAAACACAUCACAGCAGUCAAUCUUCAAACUCAUGUGAGCUCUCUCUAUUGCAUGAAUCAGAACAGGGGGCGCAAUCACAACCUGAAGAGUUGGUAAAUAAAGCAGAGGUCUGCUACAUGAAAGACAAAGUUGAUGGAAAGAUGAAGGAGAAUUUCCAGAAACCAACAACAGAUUCCUGCUCCUUAAGCAACCAUGAAAGUGAGCCAGAUGUUUCUCCACCGAGUGAUGUGGACAAAAGGGGAUGGGUGCAGAGCUUGAUUGAGUCAGCUAGAAACUUAACACAAAUAUCACACAGUCAUACUUCCUCUAAGGAUCAACCUGAAAUAGAUCAACAGCUGUCUCAGAAGGACCACUUGAAUGGAUCUGAGAAAGAUAAGCAAGAUCUGGACCUCUGCAAGGACUGUGUCCAUUCUCCAGUUGCCAUACCAUCAGUCAAGACCCCCCAACCAAACCAACCAGCAAUGCAUUUCUUGUCCCUUCCGACAAAUCACCUGGUCAAAGAGGGAAAACUGUCCGUUGGAAGUGCCUCUGUGUCUGAGGAGGAGGAGAGGCGCUCUGCUGUGAGCACUUUAUCUGAAGGCCUGGACAGCUAUGAAACAAGCGGAGGGGAUACAAUGGAGGAGAACUUCUCUGGCAUUGCACCAGCAGAGGAUGCGGAGGGAUCCAAGGCACCCAGCGAGAGAUCUGCUUCAGCCUGCAGCGGAAAUGAUAGUAAUGGUCAGAACAAGCCGCCUGUUGUACCUCCAAAAACUGAAAAGGCUCUACGCCGAGCCAUGAAGCUCACCACACGGAGGAUACAAAAGGCUGAAGCUAAAAGCAAAUCUGAGCGUAAAGGGAGGAGCAGUGACAAAAGUGUCAGUCACAAGGCUGAGAGGAGGCACCACAGCAUCGACCAAGUACUUGACAGAUCAGAACACAGCAGUGACAGAAUCAGCAGUAAACACAGCGAGCAUCUCAAUGACACAAAUGAGCACAAAACUCAAAGAAGCGAGAAGCAUACUAGACGCCAUAGUGGUCACAAGAGUCAAAUAGAAGAGAAUGAACCUAGUAGAAAAUUGCAACAUGCAACCAAAGACAAAGAAAGACAAACCAGCCAAACUGGUGACUUAAAGGGCCAUCGCACUGAUGGCACAUCAAACCACGGGGAUCAUUUGGGGAACGGCAAUAUAAGUAAUGACAGUGAUCGAUUAGGUCGAAGCAAUGAGAAACACUUGCCCAAGAAACUGGAACGUAGGACUCAAAGUCUGGAUAGAUUUCUAAGGGAAAAAAACGAAAACAUGUCAAGUAGCACUGUUGGUUUAAUAGAAGGAUCACAGUACUCUACUCCAAAGGCGUUACCUUUGCGCCAAAACAGCAUUGAACAUACUUAUGCACCAACCACUAAUCUUGUAACACAGUCCUUCCCGAUCACCCAGAGAAAGCUUUUACAGGACCCUGACUCAGGACAGUACUUUCUGGUGGAUAUGCCAGUACAGGUCAAAACGAAAACUUUCUUUGACCCAGAAACUAAAAGUUAUGUGCAACUGCCAGUACAGUCUCCUGAGGCUGCCGUGCGACAAGCUCCGCCAUUGGAGGUUAUGAACACGCCACCACUUAUGCUGUAUCAUGGGUUUGUUCCCAUGCCCGUGUCAUCACAGAAGUCUGUUGUCAGGACUGGAGGAUCUAUGAUUCCUCCCGAUGACCUGGAAGACUUUGAACCUAGCAGGAAACAGGAGGACUUUUAUCAAAUAAAUAAUGAAGAAGUAAAUCCUUACAUUGAGCCAGUGUAUAUAUCACAAGAACAUACACCUGAAGAGGAAAUUGAUAGUGUGAGAUGACAACAUCCUGACUGAACCAGUGGAUGGUCUAGAGAUUGAAUGUGACUGAAAUCAGGGAUUUGUUUUGUUUGUAGAUGAAUGCAGUUUUCACCAUUUCCAACUUGCAGUCUGGUGUGACAUGGAAAAGUUUUUGUAGUAUGGAUGCUGUUCAUUGUUUGUAGUACACAAGACUUGGAUUGUAAAUGUUUAUUUCUUCUUAAAGUAAGGCAAUUAGCUAGUUCUCUUACUGUUAAAAGCACUUGUCUAUUUGUAACAGCAGGGUUGAGAUUUGGAUUCGUGCCUUAUUGAAAGUAGCUUUGCGUUCAUAAAAAUAUUUGAUCAUUAUUUAACAGAUUAUUUUGAUACAUCUUGUAUUUGAGGUUUGGAAAUACACUAGUCCACAGUAUUUUUCACAGCAGAAAAGUAUUGUAAAAAUUAAGAGAUUAACAUAGUUAAUGUGUUUUAUAUGCUUAAAAUGGUGUAUUUGACAAAUGCUGAUUGCAUCACUUUCCAGGGUGCAUUUUGGAAUGAAUCCAUUUAAAUGGAUUGUUGCUUCAGAAAAGAACCAUUCCAAUAAAAGCAUCAUCAAUGA